This is a messenger RNA of Camelina sativa (false flax), 2723 nucleotides long. NCBI's taxonomy places the organism in Eukaryota, Viridiplantae, Streptophyta, Magnoliopsida, Brassicales, Brassicaceae. The record is from RefSeq and is a predicted model, not a curated record.
GAUCUUCUUCUUCCAUGGAUUCGGUUAUCAUUGAAGCAGAUGAGCGGGAGGCGUUGGCAUCGCUCGUCCCCGCUCAUCCGCUGCCUCCUCGUAAGACGCAUUCCUAUGUUGAGCAAUGUGAACAGAAGCCGCACCACCCGAUCCGCAAAUAUAGCCUUGAUGAGGGCUCUAGAUCUGUAACGUCGGAUUCUGAAGCUAUAUAUUUAGACUCCUCCGGCGAGUUCUCCACCGAAGGAGUAGUCAGCAUCAAUGGCAGAACCGGUGGCGAAAGAGGCAACAGGGAGGAUUACGGUUUUGUCACACCUCCAUCCAAACCAGCAUCACAGCUCGGUGGAAAUGAUGGUGGCAGGGAGGAUGGUAUCGAGUCCCUUCCGGAAUUCAUCAGCGCAGGAGGCGGCAUUGACGUAUUCAAAGUGCCGGUGCGUGCUGCGGUGAAUCCUGGACGGCCGCCAUGUCUUGAGCUCCGACCGCAUCCGUUAAGAGAGACACAGACGGGAAAGUUUCUCAGAAACAUUGCUUGCACAGAAAGUCAGCUAUGGGCGGGACAAGAGAACGGCGUGAGGUUCUGGAACUUGGAGGAAGCAUACGAGGUUGGUUGUGGCCUUGGUGGGCAGGUACGUCGAGGGGAUGAGGAUACAGCACCGUUUCAUGAAUCUGUUCCGACCUCGCCUGCCUUGUGUUUGAUGAUUGACCACGGCAAUAGGCUUGUGUGGACCGGCCACAAGGAUGGCAAAAUUAGAGCCUGGAAAAUGGAUCAGCCGAGUACGACUACUGCGGAUGAUUCAAAGCCUUUCAAGGAACGACUCUCGUGGCAAGCUCAUCGUGGUCCUGUGAAUUAUAUUGUCAUAAGCUCAUAUGGUGAUAUGUGGUCAUGUUCUGAUGGCGGAUUGAUAAAAAUAUGGACGUUGGAUUCUUUAGAGAAGUCUCUGGUGCUUAAGCCGGAGGAGAAGCAUAUGGCUGCAUUGUUAGUGGAGAGGUCUGGCAUUGACCUGAGGAGCCAAGUUACUGUCAAUGGUACAUGCAGCAUAUCUUCAUCAGAUGUCAAGUUUUUGUUAGUUGAUACAGUAAGAGCUAAAGUGUGGGCUGUGCAGCACCUAUCAUUCUCAAUCUGGGAUGCCCAGAAUAAAGAGCUUGUGAAAGUUUUUAAUAUUGAUGGCCAAGUCGAAAAUCGUGUGGACAUGCCACCAACGCAAGGUCAACAAGUUGAAGAAACGAAGUUCUUCUCUGCACCAAAAAAGGAAAAGUCGCAGGGGUUUCUGCAACGAUCGCGCCAUGCCAUAAUGGGAGCUGCAGGAGCUGUUCGUCGAGCAGCCACUAGAAGUACAGGAGCUUUUGCAGAAGACACUAGGAAAGUAGAAGCUAUUGCGAUAGCAGCAGAUGGAUCAAUUUGGACUGGAAGCAUGAAUGGCGUAAUUGCUCAGUGGGACGGAAAUGGAAACCGUUUGCGGGAGGUGAAUCAUCAUCAGCAGGCUGUUCUGUGCUUUUGCACUUUUGGUGAUCGAAUAUAUGUGGGUUAUGCAAGUGGUUACAUCCAGGUCUUGGAUCUUGGUGGAAAGCUAAUUGCAAGCUGGGUUUCACACAAUGAACCUGUGAUAAAGCUAGCAGCAGGUGGUGGUUUCAUUUUUAGCUUAGCAACUCAUGGUGGUGUAAGAGGAUGGUAUGUGACAUCUCCAGGACCUCUGGACAGCGUAAUCCGAACGGAACUCUCUCAAAAGGAAAUGUCCUAUGCUCGACAAGACAGUGUUAAAAUCUUGGUUGGUACCUGGAAUGUUGGUGAAGGGCGGGCCUCACGUGGGGCGCUUGUCUCUUGGUUGAGUUCUGCUGUUUCAGAUGUCGGCAUUGUUGCUAUUGGGUUGCAAGAGGUGGAUAUGGGGGCUGGUUUCCUAGCCAUGUCCACUGCUAAGGAAACGGUAGGGGUUGAAGGAAGUGCCGUGGGCCAAUGGUGGCUUGAUGCAAUUGGAAAUGCACUGGAUGAGAGAAAUACUUUUGAACGUAUGGGUUCAAGGCAGUUAGCAGGACUGCUAAUAUCUCUUUGGGUGAGGAAGAGUAUAAGAACACAUGUCGGAGAUCUUGAUGUCGCAGCAGUUCCAUGUGGCUUUGGCCGCGCCAUUGGCAACAAGGGAGGUGUGGGUUUGAGAAUCAGAGUUUAUGACAGAAUUAUGUGCUUUGUGAACUGUCACUUGGCUGCUCACCUGGAGGCAGUUACUCGGAGAAACGCGGAUUUUAAUCACAUAUAUCGGUCAAUGGUCUUCUCUAAAGGACAAAGUGUAUAUACUGCUGCAGCUGCUGGUGCGUCAACUUCUGCUCAAGCUCUAAAGAAUAACACUAAUACAAACAUCAGCAGUGAAGAGGAGAAGUCUGAUUUAGCAGCAGCAGAUCUGGUUGCAUUUUUCGGUGACUUCAAUUAUAGGUUGUUUGGUAUAACCUAUGAUGAAGCGAGAGACUUCAUUUCCCACCGGUCUUUUGAUUGGCUUAGAGAGAAAGACCAACUUAGGCAAGAGAUGAAUGAGGGAAAAGUGUUCCAAGGAAUGCGUGAGGCGUUAAUCACCUUCCCGCCAACUUACAAAUUUGAAAAGAAUAAACCAGGUCUUGGAGGGUAUGAUUCAGGGGAGAAAAAGCGAAUACCCGCAUGGUGUGACAGAGUUAUAUAUAGAGACAACCAAUCACUCACAUAUUCGGAGUGCAGUUUGCAGUGUCCUGUAGUUGCGGCUACUAUAAUGUAA